CAGUCGAGCUUUCUAAUGACCUCAGGCGUUCUGUGUUGCGCGAUAAAACAUAAUAUACUCACUCUCAACUGAUAAAAACUUGUUCAUAAUUGAGCUUGUUACUCGUGUGGUGAACCUUAACUCCCCAAGGACAGGCGCACUCGGGUCCUUCGGGCAGUUGCGUCACAAAAAUGAACUCUAAACACUGAAGCGUAACUUUGUUUAUAAUUAUCGGAAUAUAGGUAUAACAAUGCGACGGAGGAUAUGAAAAAAAUAAUUACAAUUAUAAUGUAAUUAUGAAAAGGAUUUUCCGUUUGGAGACAAAGAGAAAUGAAAAUGGCGUUCUUCAAUUUUUUUCAUUGUUUCUGUUUUCACUUCCAAUUUACGGAGCUCAAAAUACCUUGGAAUGUUCUGAGAUGAUACAAAAUAAUAAAUGCACAUGUUAUAUUUUUGAAAAUGCUGUAUAUCUUGAUUGCCAAGAUACAAGCAUAAAAGAUAUAAAAAAUGCACUAAAACGUGUAACUGAUGUGCAUACUUUUUCUAUUUAUGACCUCGACGUUAGCGAAGAAGAUUUGGGACCACAUUUUAUACCACAAGGCGCUUGUAUCAAGCAUAUUCACAUAUCGCGAACAAACAUAAGAGAGAUUGACGAUGAAACAUUUAUGCCGCUGAGAAAGUGCCUUGAAACAUUAAGUAUUGUAUCGAGCAAAAUUAAGUUUAUACCACAGAAAGCACUCUCCGGUAUGCUUAAGCUAAUUUCAGUUGAACUUAUUUCAAACUAUAUCGAAGAGAUUCCAAGCUAUAGUUUUUAUGGACUUCCAUUAAUUAAAUUAAAUAUAAAAGGAAAUAUCGUUCGUCAUAUAUCUGACACUGCUUUCACAACUUUGGAGUUAUCACUAACAGAAAUAGACCUCAGUGAAAAUAAUCUCACUUCAUUCCCAAUAGUUUCAAUAGCUAGUUUAAAACACCUCAGAAAUUUAAAAUUAGCAUGGAAUGAAAUUUUUUCAAUUGAAAAUCCAGAUAACACAAACCUUAUAACAUCCUUGGAAUAUUUAGAUUUGAACUCCAACAAUUUUGAAUUUAUUUCAGAAGACUGCCUUAAAUUUAGUCCGUCCCUGAAAGAGUUAUCAUUUCAUUUUAAUUUCAUUGCAAAUGUGCAUCACCGAGCGUUUUACUCACUUAUGAAUUUAAAAUCUUUGGACUUGAGCCACAAUAGAAUUAAAAUAUUACACACAAAUAUUUUUCAAAACAAUAAAAAUUUAGAGUUGAUUGAUUUAAGUCAUAAUCAUUUGCACCAUAUUCAUGGCCUACUCUACAAUAUGCCGUCUCUUAGCAUUGUAUUUUUAAGUCAUAAUAAUAUUCUUGAAGUGCCAAUAGAUUCCUUUUUUAAUUCUAGUAAAAUUAGCGUGAUACAAUUGGAUAAAAAUUGCAUACAUAACAUAAAUAGUGAGAGCUUUAGUGAUUUAGAAAACUUAGAAGAACUGCAAUUAGAUUUUAACUAUUUAAAUGAAGUGCCACAUAGUAUAUUGAUGAAUAAUAGAAAUUUAACGAAAUUAAGAUUAGACAAUAAUAAUUUUAGUGAUAUAAACAACAGUACUUUCACAACUCUUAAAAAUCUUAAAGAAAUUAGAUUAAAUAAUAAUUGGCUCAAAUUUAUUUCUAAACAAAUCUUCAAAAAUUCUAUUGCUUUAGAAGAAAUAUACCUAAAUCAUAAUAAAAUAAGUUUCAUUGAAUCAGGAACGUUUGCAAAAAUGUUGCAUUUGAAAUAUAUUGCUUUGCAUAACAAUAAUCUAGUAGAUAUUACCGACAUAUUACCAAAAAUAAACUCAAAGUUACUAUUAGUAUACCUUGAGUUUAACCAACUAUCUUCGGUAAAUGAUAAAGUAUUCGGAUCACAGAAAAGAUUACAUCAAUUAAGCUUGAAAAAUAACCGCUUAAAAUUUAUCACAAAAAAUACUUUUAGCAACUUAACAUAUCUAACACGCUUAGAGCUUAGCAGUAAUGAACUUUUAAUAAUUGAUGAUUUCUCAUUUCAAAGAUUGAACUCCGCGCGAUAUUUAGAUUUACAGAACAAUAUGAUAAAAAACAUCACAAGCUACACAUUUUUUGGCCUAAGUGAAUUAGAAGAUUUAGAUUUAUCACGCAAUAAAAUAGUAUUUAUUUUUGAUAUGGCAUUUGACACAUUAAAGAAGUUAAGAAUUAUAAACUUGUCCUUUAAUCCAUUGAAAAUUCUUCACAAAAACCUAUUUCAGCACGGACUACCACUUAGUUCACUAUUGUUAGAUAACUGUGAAAUAGAAUUCGUAGAAAACGGUACAUUUCAUGGUUUGAACAACUUAAAACAUCUCUCUCUUAAAAAUAAUUCGUUAAAAUCAAACGACUUACUAUGUCUUGAUAUACCAGGAAUAAAACACUUGUCUCUAUCAUACAACAUACUUGAUUAUCUACCUGUUGAGGUAUUUCUAAAUUUACCCCUUUUAGAGAUAAUUUUUCUAGAGCAUUGUAAUAUUGAGAAAAUUAUUGAAGGUACUUUUAUUAAUAACAAAAAUUUAGAGAAAUUGAAUCUAGCACAAAAUAUUAUCAGUCAUAUUCCAGAAAAAUUGUUUAGUGCUUUUAAUUCUGUAUCAGAGUUGAACAUAAGUAAUAAUUUUCUUGACUAUGUGCCAUAUGAUAUGUUCGAUAACUUUACAUCAAUUGAAACUCUUGAUAUAGCUGACAACUUAAUACCAAAAAUAGAACUUAGCGGUUUCGGGAAACUAAUCAAACUAAAAUCGUUAAUAUUACGUAAAAAUGAAAUACAACUGAUAACCAGUAGCAAAAGAGUAAUUUUAAAAGAAUUAAUACUUUUUGAUAUAAGUUACAACAGACUAGAUCAUUUACCUAAACAAUUAUUUGAAAUUUUUCCAAACAUACAGAAUAUUAAUAUUUCCCACAACAACAUCAUGCAUUUUGACUUUUUAAUGUCUUACAAAACAUUAGGAGUGUCACUAAUUAAUAUAGAUCUCAGUAAAAAUCCUUCAGUUAGUUGGACUACACCGAAUAAUAUACAAAACAAUACACUUGUCACCAGUUUAUACGAGUUGCAUAUUUGUUUUACGAAUUUAACUAUCAUAGAAGAUGUCACUUUUGAAUUAUUUACGACCUUACAACAUCUUUAUUUAAAUUUUAACAAAAUUCGGCGUUUAUCAAUAAGCCCAUUUUCCAAAUUAAUGUUUUUAGAAAAUUUAGAUUUGAGUUUUAAUAGAAUUACUCAUCUUAAAACCAGUAACUUUCGCGGACUUAUGAAAUUGAAUACUUUGUGCCUAUCCAAUAAUAAUUUAGAAUCAAUGGAAUCUUUUGACGAAGAUUUAAGUAAUUUAAAACUUUUGGAUCUUUCUUAUAAUAAAUUACAAAAUAUAAUAAAUGAACAUUUCAUUUAUUUAAAAGAAUUAACUGUUUUAAAUCUUGCUCACAAUAAUAUUAAAUAUCUAUCAGCCACUUCAUUUGAUAACCUAAAUAAAAUCAUACAAAUAGACUUGGAGCAUAACAAACUCCAAACAAUACCCCUGGAGUUACUAACUUCAAUAGAAAACCAUGUACAAGAUAUCUCAAUAAAAGACAAUGUAAUAAUUUGUCGAUGCCAAAAGAAUAAUACAUGGACAUGGAUUCAAGAUCAUCCCAAAAUAAUAAAGCCUUACUCAGUAAUUUGUUUUAACGAUGAUUAUCCAAAGGAAAAGUGUGAUUUUCCUCUAAUAGUUCAUUUAUCUAUUGACAAGCACAAUGAUAAUUCUGUCCUAGUAACAUGGCUAAUAAGAAAUCGCACAGCAUUGAAGGCGCUUAAAAUUUUAUACUAUAAUGAGAAUGUGGACUCUAAUGUAAAAGUAAAACACGUGAAUAAGAAUACUGUGUCAACUCAUAUCACCGACCUGCAAACCAACAUGCAUUAUAUAGUUUGUGUAUUAACAAUGUAUGAAGAUUCUGAGAUUUUCGAUGAAGAUAAUUUUGUGUCUCUCAACGAUACAGAUAUAGAAACCAAUAUCACUUCAAGUAUGGAUCGUAAUGUUAUUAAUGCUUUAAUCGCGCAAUCGCCUGCAAGUGAAUGUGUUUCUUUCGACACAAUGAAAAAACCAUUAACUGUAAAAACGAAAACAAAUAAGGGAUUUAAAAUGUCUUCAUUACUAAACCGACGUACAGGAUUGAUUGUUGGAUGUUGUUUAGGUUUUGUAGUAUUUUUUAUUAUGGUCACCGUUUUACUGUAUACCAAAGUAAAAGAGAGAAAGAGAAUUGCCAAGUCCGAUCCUGCGUGGUCAGAAAUGAAUGAUUAUCAUUCUAUGCAAAGUAAAGAAGACAUUCAAGAAUCUACAACCGCUUCAACUGACAACAUUUUAUUAGGAAUGGCUAAAAAUCGUAUAUCCUUUGACAAAAUGAAAUAAAUAUUUACCUAAUCUUUUAAAUAUAUUUAUCAUAAUUAUAGUGUUUCUAAUGCGUGUUUCCUUUGGACAUAAUAGUUAAUAGUUAGAAACUCAAAGACAAAAGAUGCUUAUUAUUUUGGUGCCUAGUAAAUUGUAGGUGAUAUUGUUGCAAAACGUAGUUUAUAUUAUAUAGAUAAUUGUGUAGGUAAGUUAUUUAAAAGUUAUGAACCUAAUUAUUUGAAUUGUUUAUCAAUUGAGUAGGAUGUAGGUGAGAAGUAUUUAUUAAAUUGUUGCUACAUAACAUG
Molecule: messenger RNA, 4675 nt
Organism: Maniola jurtina (meadow brown)
Lineage: Eukaryota; Metazoa; Arthropoda; Insecta; Lepidoptera; Nymphalidae
Product: protein artichoke-like
Exons: 5
Coding region: 276-4391 (1371 amino acids)
Molecular function (GO): protein binding
Source: RefSeq, a predicted model, not a curated record